This is a messenger RNA of Penicillium malachiteum, 993 nucleotides long. RefSeq names its product U2-type spliceosomal complex subunit CWC24. The record is from RefSeq and is a predicted model, not a curated record. Lineage: Eukaryota; Fungi; Ascomycota; Eurotiomycetes; Eurotiales; Aspergillaceae. Gene Ontology annotation, cellular component: U2-type spliceosomal complex. Gene Ontology annotation, molecular function: metal ion binding. The transcript has a single exon. The coding region runs from base 1 to 993 and encodes 330 amino acids. Gene Ontology annotation, biological process: snoRNA splicing.
AUGGCGGACAACACAGAGGCCGAGCCAGUUCCCCAAUUUGGCUUCAAGAAACGCGCGAAGGGCAAGGCCAACUUCCGCAAGAAGGCCGCCACACCACCUCCAGCUUCUGACUCCGGCUCCGACUUUACCUCCGACGAUGACGAAGAAGGACGCCGCAUUAAGAGACGACGCAAGAAUGUUGCAGUUACAGCUUCCUCUACCAACAACCCUAAGAGAGAUCCAGCUGCGGAUCAACCGUCUGCUGCAGCACCCGCCUCAUUGACAUCAAGCAACGACGCGACCAAAUCCUCAAACUGGUACGACGAAGAUCUCAGUGCGAGCAACCUGCUAGGAUCAACCCGCGCACGGCCACAGGAUACCGAGUCUGGCCCUGACGGCACAUAUAAAGGCACAUCAAACUAUACAUCAUUCAUCCAGAAGAACCCGGAUGCGCCCUCUAAGAAAUUCGGUCCUGUGAAAGCACCCCCUUCGAACGUCCGUACUGUCACUACAAUGGAUUACGCCCCAGAUGUGUGCAAAGACUGGAAACAAACAGGAUACUGUGGAUUUGGAGAUUCAUGUGUGUUCCUUCAUAGUCGUGAGGUGUAUGCGCAAGGAUGGGAAUUGGAUCGAGAGUGGGAGAUCGGAACCAAGGGCAAGAAGCUCAAGGGUCAGGUGGUCUCGCAACGAGGAGGAACCGAAAAAACCGUCGAGGACGAGGCGGAAGAUGAGCUGUUACAGAAGAUUCCAUUUGCAUGCAUUAUCUGCGAGAAGUCAUACACGAACCCGAUCAUUACAAAGUGUGGACAUUACUUCUGUGAGUCCUGUGCGCUGCAACGGUACCGGAAGAAUCCUUCUUGUGCAGCAUGCGGGACGGGCACUGGGGGUGUAUUUAAUGUUGCUAAGAAGCUCAAUACCUUGCUCGAGAAAAAGCGUGAGAGGGCACGCAAGUUACGGGAGAAGGCGAUUGAAGAAGGCGAGGAGGUUGGUGAGGAGGAAGAAGAUCAAAAGUGA